This is a messenger RNA of Physella acuta, 1932 nucleotides long. RefSeq names its product angiopoietin-related protein 7-like. The record is from RefSeq and is a predicted model, not a curated record. Lineage: Eukaryota; Metazoa; Mollusca; Gastropoda; Physidae.
ACUGCUGAUCUAGGCAUGCGCACUGGGCCAUGUGGUAGCCACUCACGGUAGCCUGUACUUGUAGCGUCUGUUGGUAGCCUGAAAUACUGUAUAGGUUCUAUUUGUGUUUGGAUAUGAAAAUGGACCUACUGUUUUUAUUUCUGUUGAGCUUUUCUGGCCUAGUAUUCGUGGAGAGCGUUGACUUCGAUGUCCAGCGCAAUGUCUUCACCAUCGACGACAAAAUCUUCUGUGCCAGGCUGGACUGUACUGCCGACAUCCGCACCGACACUGACAUCUACGCAUUGAUCAAGAUAUCCAUCCUAGGGUCAGUUCGCAGACAGAUUGCAUCGGUUUCUCUGUCCACUCUCUUCAACUCUGACGCAAACAGCCUGUCUGUUUUAGGCCAUGCGUUUAACAACCAAGGCAAACUGACUGUCAAUAUUCGGAAUUCAUCCAUUUGCGUACCCGAUGAUGUGAUUUGUGAAGUGGAUUUCAUAAACCUCCAAGGAAACAACGCCACAAAAGUAACUAAAUUAAACCCACAGUCAACAAAAUCAGGAAGAUCAAUUAUACUUAUGAAUUUAAAAGCGGAAGUGCCACAUUUCGAUAAGACUAUAGAUAGUAUGGGAUAUUUCUUAAAAACUUUAAAAGAGCGAGAAAAUUCUGAAGUCUCUGAUAUGACUUUAUCUUUAAAAGUGUCAAAGUUGGACGCGGUAGGAGUUGUUUCUAAUUAUUCAAAUGUCGCCAUAUCAGAAACGUCUAGAAAUGGUAAUCAAUUUGUAACUAGCCCUGAAAGCGUUCGAAAUGUUACUCAAUUCGUGGCUUCCAACAACAAACUAGAAUUUGAAGACAAACUUAACACAGCCACGUCCAACUUUUACGCUAAGUUGGGAGAGUUGGAAGAGAAAUUGUUGAAAAAAAUCGAGGAAAGCGAAAACAAAACAGCUGGCAGGUUAGAAAUCUACAACGUGACGAGUGUUCAAAUGGAGACGCAUGCGCCGAACUUGACUUCCGGAUUGGAGCAGAGGCUGAAUCAAGUGAUGGAGAUCUUCAACCAAAGCCUGGCAGCUCACGGCGCAGAAUUAAAGGAAACUUCCUCGUCUCUGGUUCUACUCAAUUCCACCGUGUACGAACUCAAACGGGAAUUCCAGAAUUCGGCCAAGUGUGUCAAGAGCACGGACAAUUACCUGCCCCAUCGCAUCAAGGUCACGCUGGAUGGUGACAAAGAGGCGCUGUGUGAUACCAUCACUGAUGGGGGAGGGUGGAUCCUGAUACAGCGACGCAUCAAAGGCGACGUAAACUUCACCAGAGAAUGGAGUGAUUACAAGAACGGGUUCGGAUCCCUCAAAGGAGACUUUUGGCUGGGAAACGACAUCAUAUCCAAACUUACAUCACAGGGCUAUACCGAUCUGAGAUUUGACAUCAAGUACAAAAACAAAAAUUACUACGCCGUCUACAACAACUUUAAAGUCCAGGACGAGACGCUCGCCUACAAGGUCAGCUUCACCACCUACUCGGGGAACGCCACCGACAACUUCCAGAGCCACAACGGCUCCAAGUUUUCCACCCCAGACCGCGACAACGACCGGGAAACGACGGAGCACUGCGCGCAGGAGUUUAAAGGCGGCUGGUGGUACCACGAGAACUGCCAUCUCGUGAACCCCAACGGCGUCUGGGGAAGCCGGGUGGAGGGGGAGGGGGUGAACUGGUCUGCUGUGACGACGUUCCGGGACUCGGCGGAAAGCAUGGAGAUGAAGCUUCGUCAGGCGUAAACAAACGCACGUGGGUGGGCGUGGUUAGAUACCAACGUGUUGAUUGCGCUUCAUGUUGUUUUCGCAUUUUUAUAAUUUUUUUCUUCUUCUAAUAGAUAUUCAUGUCUUCAUAGCCUGUACACGGUUUUUAACUAUCUACAUUUCUUUCUGUUUGAUGAACCCGCAUAUUGUAUAACAGAAC